UGAUGGGCCGAUUGGAUAAGACCUGCGGAUUAUCUACGGGGAGACCCACGACCAAUGGAACUUUCACCUGUGCAGAUAUGAUAAGGGGAUGACUGACGUACCAGGGUCCCUCCGUCCCCAGCCUGUUGGGGGCAAAAAAGGAAGAACGUCACCGCCUUGGGGUUGGAAGAUGUCCGGGCGUGCUGGAGACACGUCUCUACAACAGCACCUAAUACAGCCUUGUUCUUGUGUUCUGGGAGGUUCAGUGCAUGUGGUCUUUGUUUCUCGCUUGAUUGUUCCCCCACAUCUUGUUAGCGCCUGCCAUCCCAUCUUCUCUCGCCCUCAGCUGGUCUACGGCGGCUACAAGAUAUCUACCUAGUCCUGACUGUUCACCUCUGCCUGGUGCCCAGGAGCGCUCACGACAUGUCACAAACCACCCAUAGUGCAAGCUUCUCCUUGGACGCCUUGGAUUCAGGGGAGAAAACUCCAGAUGACUCGUCCAAGUUGAAGACGUUCCUUUCGAUUCUUCGAAAGUUCGUCGGAGUCACUGACAUUGCGUCCGUUCGUUUCUCGCUCCCGGCACAGCUUUUAGAGCCCACUCCCAAUCUGGAAUAUUGGAACUAUCUCGAUAGACCGGAGACCUUUGCUAGCAUUGGCAAAUCAGACGAUCCAGUUGGGCGUAUGUUGGAGGUGUUGAGAUUUUGGUUUACGAAAGAUCUGAAAUACGUCAAAGGCAAGCCUUGCAAGCCAUAUAACUCUACCCUCGGUGAAUUCUUCAGAUGCACUUGGAAGGUGGAAGAUCCUCCAGCAUUUGACAUUUCCUCCGGCUUAACAGCGACAAAUAGCAGUGUAAACGUUGCCGCGACGGGCGAAGGCCCGAUUAAGAUUUGCUACCUGACCGAACAAACAUCUCACCAUCCUCCCGUCUCUGCAUUUUAUAUCGACUGCCCUGAGGAGGGCGUAUCAGCCCGUGGAUUUGACCAGAUAAGUGCCAAAUUUACCGGAACUAGUAUUCGCGUCAGCCCUGGCCAGCACAAUCUCGGGAUUUUUAUUACUCUUCGAAACAGAGACAAUGAAGAGUAUCAACUGACACAUCCCUCGGCUCACCUGGGCGGUCUUUUGCGAGGGGCAUUGUCCAUCACGGUAGCAGAUUCAUGCUACUUUUACUGCCCCAAAACCAAAAUCAAAGCUAUCUUGCAAUAUUUGGAGGAAGGAUGGAUCGGCCGUUCGCAAAACAAGGUCGAGGGCGUGAUCUUCAGGUAUAAUCCAGACAAUGACACGACGAAUAGGAUCAAGGACGUGCCUGAAAGCGAUAUCCUUUGCCGAAUCAGCGGCUCGUGGCACGGCCAGAUCUUCUACACCGUUGCCGGCUCCACGGAUGCUCGUCUUCUCAUCGACAUUGCGCCACUUUUCCCAGUCACCAAACACCUGCCCCCAACAGAAUGCCAGCUAUCCAAUGAGUCGCUCAAAUUCUGGUCCAACGUCACCGCUGCUAUCCUCGAGAAAAGGUACAGCCAGGCCACCAAAUUAAAACAGGAGAUUGAGGAGCGACAGCGCCAAAGGGCCGCUGAACGCAAGGAGAAGAACGAGGAAUGGCAGCCCCGCUUCUUUACGGGCGCAGUCACGCCCCUGGGAAAACCAGAGCUGACUGAGGAAGGGCUACGAGCUCUGGAAGGACUCCGAGCGGAGAACUACGCCUUGGAGGAAAGCAAAGUGCAGGGUGCUUAGGGGAUGCGUUGAGCUUCGAGGGCUCCUAAUUAGACUAGUCCGCUGUCCAUAAUUAUACAUAUUACAUAGGUAGUUGAGUCGGCCGGGGGCUAUUUUUUUGCGUCAUAUUUCCUUGGUCGGUUCCUAGCAUGCUUCCUCGUUACUUCCAGAUUCUUUCCUGGAGAGAACCCAGCACAUAAACCAAUUAUAUAUAACUAACUGCAAAUAAAAAUCAGUAGUUCAUACGUGGG
Molecule: messenger RNA, 1937 nt
Organism: Penicilliopsis zonata CBS 506.65
Lineage: Eukaryota; Fungi; Ascomycota; Eurotiomycetes; Eurotiales; Aspergillaceae
Exons: 6
Coding region: 403-1707 (434 amino acids)
Biological process (GO): exocytosis; piecemeal microautophagy of the nucleus; maintenance of cell polarity
Cellular component (GO): intracellular membrane-bounded organelle; membrane; cytosol
Molecular function (GO): sterol binding
Source: RefSeq, a predicted model, not a curated record